CGUGCAGUCGUGGGUAUAGUACAAUACAUUACAAUAUCAUAACGUCAUGUUUAAUAAUAAUAAGAACAAUUUUAUAUUUUAAAUCCUAAUAAAUCAAAUUCGUUCCAUUCCCAUUUACCUAUUUGAAACGGACGUAUUCUUGAAAUAAAUGAUUUGAUAAUAAUAAUAAUAAGUAUACUGUAUAAUAAUAGGUAUUAUAUAAAUUAUUUAUACAUAUUUCAUUCGGCGUUAUCGACUUAUCGUAUUUUUUUUUGGAGAAUAUUAAAUAUUAAUGUUAUCACCAUUCGCCAGACACCAGCUGCUCCUCCGCCGGCUCCCACGAGUUGAUUCUUGGCAUUGGUUAAAAGAGGCUCAGAGGUAUUAUGACGGAUAGCGGUCGUACGUGGUGGUGGCGGUGGUGAUGAUAGACUAAUUACAUAGUACUUCUUCACCGGAACAUCGCAUGAUAUAUUUUCGUCGAAAAUAAAAUCGAACCUGACGUGACAUUUUUAUCACUGUUUUGUUAUUGUCGUCGUCAUCGGAUAUUAUAGUUGUUACACAUCGAUUUUCAGGCCGACAUCCAGAGCUCGCGACCGAGACCUUGGCCUCCGCAGUCGUCCAGGGACCACGUCUGAGAUGUUUCAUGGCAGUCAGUGUGCAUCAUCAAUCGCUGUAGCAACAUGUUAAACUCGACGGUUAUGGAAGGAAACGAUUUCUAUUUUCUCAACAAUAAAACCAAGACUACACCUGUCGAAAAGGAUUACAGAAUAUCCAAUAACGUACUCGGACUGGGUAUCAAUGGCAAAGUGGUGCAGUGUUUUUCCGUUAAAACCGGUGAAAAGUUUGCGCUUAAGGUUCUCGUGGACUGUCAGAAAGCUAGGAGGGAAAUCGAUCUACACUGGAGGGCUAGCGGUUGCAUAAAUAUAGUCAAUAUAAUUGAUGUAUACGAAAACCAGUACAUGGAUAAAAAAUGUUUGCUGGUUAUCAUGGAAUGCAUGGAAGGUGGUGAAUUAUUUCAACGUAUACAAGAGCACAAUGAUGGGGCCUUUACCGAAAGAGAAGCUGCACAUAUUAUGACGGCUAUUUGUUCAGCAGUCAAGUAUCUUCAUGACCUUAAUAUUGCUCACCGUGACUUAAAGCCUGAAAAUCUUUUGUAUUCUAAGCUUGGUGCUAAUGGUAUUUUAAAAUUAACUGAUUUUGGAUUUGCCAAGGAAGUUUCACAAAAAGCUCCAUUAAAAACUCCAUGCUAUACACCAUAUUAUGUUGCACCGGAAGUUCUAGGUCCAGAAAAGUAUGAUAAAAGUUGUGAUAUAUGGUCAUUAGGUGUUAUCAUGUAUAUAUUAUUAUGUGGAUUUCCACCUUUUUUUAGUAAUCACGGGCAAGCUAUUUCACCUGGCAUGAAAAAUCGAAUUAAAACUGGACAGUUUGACUUUCCUAGUCCUGAAUGGAAUAAUGUAUCUAGUGAUGCUAAAACUUUAAUUUCAAGUAUGUUAUCUGUUGAUCCUUCAGUUCGUCUUACCAUCAAUGAAGUUGUAAAACAUAAUUGGAUUGCAAGCUAUACCGAAGUACCACAAACACCGUUAUAUACUGGGAAAAUGUUGAAAGAGUCCGAAGAUGUGUGGCCCGAAGUACAAGAAGAAAUGACCCGGUCUCUAGCUACAAUGCGUGUGGAUUACGAUCAAGUCAAUAUAAAAUCAUUAAAUACUUCUAACAAUCCAUUAUUAAACAAACGACGGAAAAAAGCUUCAAACAGUACUUAGACUUUUAAUAAUAUAUUUAUUUCCCAGAUUAUUCACUAUAAACUGCUGACCUCUUCCUUAAUACCCAUGUCUUUAAUUUUUGUUAGUUUUUACUUUGUGUACUUUUUCCAAAGUUAAUUUUUGUAUCACUAUUUAUUUAAUUUAGUUAAUUAUUAUACAUGUAAUAGCACUCAAAAAAAUAACAAAAAUAAUAAAAAUAUCUUUUUCUUAAAUGAAUCUUGAUAGAAUUAUUAAAAUUACAGGAAAAUAGUGCCAUUACAUAAAAAUUUAUUGAAAUAUUAAAUUAUAAAUUAAUCUGACUUCAAGGAUAAAAGGAAAUAAUUUUAAAAGAUAAAAUUACUUGAAAAUAAUAUAGCUUGCAACAUUUUAUAUGAGAUAAGACAAUUUAAAAGACAAGAGUAAAACAAUUUAACCAGAUUUAAAAAUAAAUAACUUGAUUAGUUAUAAUAGUUCAUAUUUUAAGCAAUAUUUUUAAUUCAUAAAAUUAAAACAGAAAUAUUACUCUCUUUCUAUAUAUAUAUUUAAAAAAACAACUAGAUAAUGGAUGUAUCUUUUAUUUUUUGGAAAUUGCCUAACAUAAUAUGAUUGUUGAUUAAAAACCAAAUUAUUUAUUUUGUUAUAAUUACCCUAGUGAAUCAAGACUGUAUAUUUAGUGUGAACAUUAUUGCAAUUGUUUUCCACAUCUUUUAGUAUGUUUUAUUUUAAAUUUUUUGGAAUUUAAUAUAUAUUUGCAAAGUUGAGCCAAGAUAUUAUUUUUAUUAUGUAAAAAAUAUUAAAGUAAUUAAUGUACAAGUAUUAUUAAAUGUAAACUGUAUAACUAUAUUAUAAUCUACCUGAACAAAUUAAAAAUAAGUAUACCUAUAUUCAAUUAUUAUGACACAUAAAACUUGUGAUGCUUUAUUAUAAUUAAAUAAUAGACAUUUUAGCAAAACUAAAUUUUAAAAAAAAUGUAUGUAUAGAAUGUCUAAUAUUGGUUGUGAUAAAAUAUUAUUUUAGACAUUGUGGUUUUCUAUCCUUUUACUUUUAAUUUUAAUUUUUAUAUUCCUGAUUCAAGUCUAUUUAUACUUCAAAAUAGAGUUUAUAUUAUUUGGA
Molecule: messenger RNA, 2831 nt
Organism: Acyrthosiphon pisum (pea aphid)
Lineage: Eukaryota; Metazoa; Arthropoda; Insecta; Hemiptera; Aphididae
Gene: MAPk-Ak2
Product: MAP kinase-activated protein kinase 2
Exons: 9
Coding region: 660-1739 (359 amino acids)
Biological process (GO): protein phosphorylation
Molecular function (GO): protein kinase activity; ATP binding
Source: RefSeq, a predicted model, not a curated record